AUGAAAGAAAAACCAACUCCUACUUCGCCCUCCGUGCAGAGCAUUGGCCGCUGCAGAGUGAGCACCUUGCUGACUGACAGCUGCGAGUACCAGUUAAGCCAGGAAAAAAUCCUCAAAAUCAUGAACAUGGUGAAAAAUAAAGAAGUGAGCAUCGAAGGAGCUUUGCAUUUGGCACAGAAAGAGGUGUAUGCUGACAAGGAUUCACAGGAUUUAUUAACGGGAUCACAAUUUAACUUCAUCAUCUACAAAUACAAACACUAUCGGUGGCAGAAACGAAUUUUACAGAUUGAUUUCAAUGCAAGGACCAUUUUUAACAUAGAAAAAGGAAUUAUUAAGAAGCAGUUCCCUUUCUCCCAAGUCAAAGCCUGUGAAGACACUGAAAGGAGACGCUUCAGCAUUGUGUUUCAUGGCAGACAAGACUAUGAGCUGGAAGCUGUGUCUCUUGAUGAUAAAAGGAAGAUAAUAUACCUCCUGAGCAGAGUCAUUUUGAGCAAUUCCUACAAGAGGCCAGUGGAGUCCUGCCCUGAGAGACCUGCAGGGUGUGAUGUGAUCCACGAAGGGCUCUUGGAUUUGCAGCAAAACACUUUUGCAUCCACUGAAUGGGUGAAGUUUCGAAUACCCUUUACUGUCCAGAACAACAGGCCAGAGGAUGUUAGCAAGCUCCAGAGUGAGUGGGUGAACCUCCUAGAAAAGUACUGCCAGCUGUGCCAGGCUGUGUCCCUGUCUCAGGAGGGAUCUGAAGGAUGCACCUCCUCUGAAGCCGAUUAUGAGGAGUUUAUUGCACCUCUGAACGAAGAGAAAGAGGAGAGUUUCCAGUUUGGUAUUCAAAAAUCUGUCUGGGCAUCAUGUGAUCCAUACAAGAGAAAAAUAGAUGCCUCCAGACUCUGUGAGCAGUUCCAGAUCCAGGACACAGCAGUGUUUUCGGGCAACGAACCUUCAGUGAAUCAGCACAUCAUGUUAGAUCCAAAGGUUGCACAUAACUUCAACAUUUUCCUUAAGAGUUUCCGGAUCAAACCGAGUGAGCUCAAAGACAAACUCUAUAUCAUCCAUGAGGAGAGUGGUGGACUUACAGAUGAGCAGAUUACAGCACUGAGAAGAUACAUGCCAACACAAAAAGACACAGAAAGGUACCAAUCAUUUAAGGGCUCUUGUUCUGAGCUGCAUGUGGUUGACCAGUUUAUGUUAGAGAUGUGUAAAAUCCCUCACUUAGGCCAGAGGUUGGAUCUGCUGCUUACUCUCCGUGAGCUGCCUGUGAGCAUGAGAGAUUUGGAGCCUCUGAUAAACCAGAAAAUCCAAGCAAGUAAGCAGCUGCAAUCCAGCCUGAAGUUUGUUGCUGUCCUGGAGUACAUUUUAGCCAUUGGGAACCAUUUAAAUGAAAAGGCUGGAAAAGGGAUGACUAAAGGAUUUCGGUUGUCAUCUUUGGCCAAAUUGCCUCUGCUGAGGGGUAAAGAGAGAACCUUCACCUUGCUUCAUGCCCUUGUGGAACAGAUCCUCUUACAUGAGCCUGAUCUGGCCACAUUUCCUCAGGAGUUGACAGAAUUUGAAGCUGUUCCUGAUGCUUCCAUGAAGGGCCUCAGUGCUGAAGUUGAUGUUUUAAGAAAAGAACUGGAAAACAUUAUUCAGUGCAGGAGACUUAUUAAACCCAAGACAACCAAGGCAACACCCCAGGAGUCACAGUUCUGCAGGGAAUUAAAGGAUUUAAUUCAGAAAUAUGAAGGGGAUCUAGCCCAGCUGUCAAAGAGAUGUGAUGAGAUGAAGAAGCUUUACAGCAGCAUCCUGGUCAAGUUUGGGGAACCACAAGACUUGGACUCCCAGGAGCUCUUUGGAUGGAUAUCCUCAUUCAUUAGUGAGUUUAGGAAGGUCUGUGCUGAAAUCAUGCAGAAGGAGAACACAAACCUUGUAAAGAG
Messenger RNA from Acanthisitta chloris (rifleman), 1907 nucleotides. Its product is annotated as protein diaphanous homolog 3-like. The record is from RefSeq and is a predicted model, not a curated record. The annotation marks the transcript as partial. NCBI's taxonomy places the organism in Eukaryota, Metazoa, Chordata, Aves, Passeriformes, Acanthisittidae. The transcript is spliced from 16 exons.